Molecule: messenger RNA, 1851 nt
Organism: Penicillium angulare
Lineage: Eukaryota; Fungi; Ascomycota; Eurotiomycetes; Eurotiales; Aspergillaceae
Product: MFS transporter
Exons: 1
Coding region: 1-1851 (616 amino acids)
Biological process (GO): transmembrane transport
Cellular component (GO): membrane
Molecular function (GO): transmembrane transporter activity
Source: RefSeq, a predicted model, not a curated record
AUGGCUAUCGGGCAGCCAUCUUCCAACGCCGAGGGUCCCUCACAAACCUCUCCACGGACCCAAACAGAUUCAGAUUCAAAUGCGACAAGUGACCAUGGACGUCCUAAUGAUCUUGGAGACUCAGCUCCGGUAUCAGGUCGUUCGUCCUUCUCUUACUCAAGGACAUAUGAGACGCCAGUGACUGGUGCUCAAACCCCAGACCCAUUAUUGGGCAACAAAAUCAUUCUUGAUAAGCAGUCGUUAAAAAAUGUUUCGCACACAAUUACGAGUCUUGACCCGAGUAACGAAAAUGUGCACGAGCUCGAUACUCUCGGUCAUCGGUUAACUAACCGAAAGCCCUCGGUAUCCCGAUGCCGGGAUGUAGCCGACGAAGCGGACGAAGCGGCAUCGCCGACCCGAAAGCGACAAGGCGUGCCGCCGGAGAUCUCCAGCUUCUCAGCCGAGCUAGUUUUGGUGGGCGUUUGCUCGGCUGGGCUUAUGCUGUUUUCCUUUCUUCUUGGGGAUAUGCUCGCCCCGCAGGAACAGCUAAAGGUUGCGCUCGGCAUCACAAGCACCCAGUUGCCUUGGAUUGUCGGUGCGUUCAACACUGCCAACGGCUUGUCUGUUGUGAUUUCCGGAUCUCUUUCCGAUUUAGCGGCCCCAAAGAGCCUCAUGGUUGGAGCAUUCGCUUGGCUGUCUGCAUGGAAUAUUGUCGGAGCUUUCUCUCUGCACCCUUCUCGGUAUAUUCUUUUCUUUGUUAUGCGAGCGAUGCAAGGCCUUGCUAUCGGUGUACUGGUUUCAGGUAGCAUGAGUAUUCUGGGCAGAGUAUACAAACCAGGUAUUCGUAAGAACCGCGUGUUCUCUGCUAUGGCCGCAACAGCGCCAUUCGGCUUUUCACUCGGAGCACUUCAAGGAGGUGGCCUCUAUCAGCAUCUCCCCUGGAUCUUUGGAUCUAACGCCAUAAUCUGUGCUAUCUGCGCUGUCGCUGCAUAUUUCUCAAUUCCUCCCUUGCGACCAGUUGCCGAUGUCGCCGGUACCGACGCACCGUCCUUGCGACAGUUCGACUACAUUGGAGGCGGCUGCGCUGCUGGAGGAUGUGUAUGCUUGCUUUUCGGUCUUACCCAGGGCCCCGUCGCUUCAUGGUCUCCCUAUACAUACGUUCUCAUUAUUGUUGGAAUUCUCCUCCUAGUUGGUCUUUUCUUUGCGGAGCGUGCAGCGAUACGCCCACUUAUCCCCAACAGACUAUGGUCAACACCAGGAUUCACACCAUUAAUGAUUGCUUAUUUCCUUGGAUUCGGAUCAUUCUUCGGCUGCUGGCAGUUCUACGCAAUCCAGUUCUGGCUGCGCAUCCAACACGCGACUCCGAUCGCUGUGGCCCUUUAUCAUAUCCCCAAUGCCGUGGUCGGAGUUCUCGCUACAUGGAUCGUGAGCCGUACCCUCCACAUUGUCCCAGGACACUACAUUUACGCUGUCUCCAUGUUCGCAUUUACACUCGGACCGGCUUUCUUCAUCCCUCAAACCGCGAACACUACCUAUUGGGCCCUUUCGUUCCCCGGUAUAACCCUGGUCACCUUUGGUCCUGACCUUGCCUUUGCUGCAGCUUCGAUAUUUAUUACGAGCAAUGUCGCAAGGUCGUACCAGGGGAGUGCGGGAAGUCUGUUGGUGACGAACCAGAACCUGUCAUCAGCUAUAAUGACUAGUGUCGCUGACGCGAUCGGCACACGGGUUAGCACCGGGGCGGAUGGAGAAAUUACUCUUGAAGGACUUAGGGCGAUUUGGUGGUUUGCAAUGGCUGCACAGCUUCUUGCCGCGUUCGUGACUGUCGUUUGGGUGAGAAUUCCCAAGGAAGAGGAGAAAGAGCAUGUUACUUAA